Molecule: messenger RNA, 3736 nt
Organism: Varanus komodoensis (Komodo dragon)
Lineage: Eukaryota; Metazoa; Chordata; Lepidosauria; Squamata; Varanidae
Product: KIAA2013 ortholog
Exons: 3
Coding region: 1-1191 (396 amino acids)
Source: RefSeq, a predicted model, not a curated record
AUGGCAACUCUGUCCCAGCUUCGCGCGGGCGAGCGGCAGUUCGCGCUCUCGUGGGGCCGCGCGCUGCGCCCGGCGGGCGCGCCGGCCGUGGCGGUGGCGGUGGCGGCGCAGCGGCUGGCGGGCCGCGUGCAGGUGGCGCCGCGGGCGCAGUUCGAGGCCACGCUGCUCUCGGUCGUGCACGCCUCCGAGCCCGUGGACGCCGCGCGCCUGGACGAGACGCUGGCCCGGCUGCGCGACGCCGCCCGCCGCGAGAUGGCCGAGCUGCUGCAGCUGCGCGCCGACGACCUGGUGCAGGAGCACCGGCGCGCCUGGGCCGACCUGUUCAUCUCAGGGGUGGAAAUGCGGAAGAUCACCGACGCCCACACCCCCUCCAGCGACACCGUCAACAUGACGCUGUACUACGUCCUGUCCACCACCCCGGCUCCGCUCCUCGACCCCCUCCUCAGCAGCGAGGAGAGGGAGAAAAUGGAGGCCGCCCUGAACUACGCCGACCACUGCUUCAGCGGCCAUGCGACGAUGCACGCCGAGAACCUGUGGCCCGCCCAGCUGUCGACGGUGCCGCAGGUGCUGCAGCUCGCCAACCUGUGGAAGCUCACCCUGCAGAAGCGCGGCUGCAAGGGCCUGCUGGCCACGGGGGCCCACGGCGUCAUGCAGGGGAUGGUGCUGAGCUUCGGGGGGCUGCAGUUCACCGAGAACCACCUGCAGUUCCAGUCGGACCCCGACGUGCUGCAGAACAGCUACUCGCUGCGCGGGAUCCACUACAACCAGGACCUCAUCAACCUGGCCGUGCUGCUGGACGCGGAGGGGAAGCCCUUCCUGCACGUGUCCGUCAAGCCCCAGGAGAAGCCGGUGAAGCUGUACGCCUGCGAGGGGGGCUGCGCCAACGACCCCGUGGAGCUGACCUCGGAGCCGCACGGCCACACCUUCCCCGUCAUGGUGACCCAGCCCAUCACGCCGCUGCUCUACAUCUCCACGGACCUGGUCCACCUGCAGGACCUGAGGCACACGCUGCACCUCAAGGCCAUCCUGGCCCACGAGGAGCACAUGGCGAAGCAGUACCCGGGCCUGCCCUUCCUCUUCUGGUUCAGCGUGGCCUCGCUCAUCACCCUGUUCCACCUGUUCCUCUUCAAGCUCAUCUACAACGAGUACUGCGGCCCGGGGGCCAAGCCGCUCUUCCGGAGCAAAGUCUAGGCCCCGCUCGGGCCUCGCGUGCCAGCACCUCGGUGGACUGCGCCUGCCUCCUCGGCCCCGGACGUAGGAAGCCUGCACAGGAGCGUGGAGUGCCCUGCGGACGACCGGCGUGUGGGGGUGUCCACACGCGGGGGUGUCCCUAGGUAGGAGGCCACAAGAUUUGGACGGGAAGUCUCGAUCCAGGAGGGGUUGCUCAGCAGCAAGGGUGAAGGGGUGGGGGGAGCACCGUUUGCGCCCGUGCAAGAAGCAGAACGGGGUAGCUGGGUGCACAGCACCCCCAUUCCCACGGGGCUCUUCCCGGACCACCGUUGUCUUGGGGUGCCGGUGUAUGAAGUCAGCACGCCCACCAGUGUCCGAGCUCACAGCUUGAGGGCCCAGAGUAGACGGGGACGGGUUUGGUGAAGAGGUCGCUUGAGCUACCAGGAAGCAGUUGGUGGGGGGGCUGGACUGCUUCAUAAUUGGAGUUGGGGGGCACCGCUGGGACUCCCAGAGGCAGGCAGAAGUCCUUUCCUCCUCUACUGCAGUCUCGUCUUGAAGGACAGGAGACUGAAGUGUUCAGUGUCUCGCGAUGAUAGCAGAGUAAACAAACCUGGAGGAAGGCAGUAGCCCAUGUUCCUUGGAGACAGGGAGGAUGGGAGCUGAACCGGAGGAGAGCUGCCACCCGCACGGCAGGGCGUCUGAGGUCUGCACAGCCCGCAAGAGGAAUGUUGUGGUGGUGCCGUGGGCUGAGGAAUUUAGUUCACUGGCUCUGAAGGCCAGGCGUCAGUGUGAGCAGGAACGGGGGAGGGAGAUGGUCCUUCGAGCCCACGAUGGAGCAAACCCAGCCGGAAGCCGGGUUGCCCCUUCCUUGAGAUUUCUAAAAGUUCAACGGCGGGGCCGGUGCACUUUGCAUCGCGUGUGUAUACUACUGAAUUCCCGCAUUUCCCGGUUCGCUUCUGUGCUUGUCCCGCUCCUGAAAAACCCGGGACUCCCCCAGCAAUCUUCCCCUGGCUUGCCACGCUCGAGAAGUGUUGGGACUUCAUUUCCCACCAUUCCCAUUAGCCGUGCGGAAUGAGAAGGAUGGGCCCCGCAGUCCCAACAUGUGGCGAGCCCCAGGGAGGACAGGUGUGGCGCUCAGCCACCCCACAAUGCAGAGCUGCCGUGGCACAUGGAAAGUGUGCUGGCUGGUGCUCGAUCCUGCAUGGAAAGACUCCAAGAGCAGCAGCCCUGCAGGGUCCCCUUGACAGCUCGCUGCGCGGGGUGACGCCCCUUGGGGGGUCCCACAAGCAGUGCAGCCGACUCCCCAAAGCACCUGCGAUUUAGUGGGCCCGGGGAGUAGACGACCCCCCUCUUCCAGAUGCUCUGAGUUCCCCUCAGCCCUGACCUUUGGCUGUGCCUGCCGGGACUGAAUUCCAAAUCACCUGGGGGGCUGCAAGCCCCUGAGCCCUCUCGGAGCCCUUACAAUGAGAAAGGCGGGAGGAGCACACCUCCCGAUUUGGACGUGUUUAUGGUUUCUCCUCGUUUAAAAAAAUAAAGUUGCAAAACGUUCGACUUCAUCGCUGGGAGCCGUUUGCUCUCGACAUAGCCAGGAGAGAGUGCAGGUGUGUCCACACAUGCAAAUGAAGCAAGGAUAACCCACUGAGCGUCUUGAAACUGACCGGACGGCCACGGGCUGGCCUCUUUCCCUGCCCGGUUGCCCUCCGGGUGGGCUAGCCCACAGCCCCCGGGGCCAUGGUCCGACCCCUCUGGCGGGGCCAGGUUGGGGCACCCGAGAAGGCCCUGUGCUGUACGGACUGAACCAAAAGCUCUCUCGGGGGGUGGAGAAAUGACUGGCCCUCCUGGAUGCAGGAUCAGCUGCGCAAGCCGGCCGCUCCGGACAAGGCCGUUCCGUAGACCGCAUAUCCUUUUGUGCCUUUUCGGGAAAGGGACAGGGACUGUUUGUGAUGGUCCAAGCAUUGACACCCGUGCUCAGCGCCUCCGUUCUUUUCCAACCCUGCGUCUCGCAAGGUCCGUUUGCUUCCAUUCAAAUUCACUCUUCGGUGGGGAAUACUUGAACCUGACUGUGGCUUUUUAUUUUGAUGUUUCAGAUUGGUAGGAUGUUAAUAAGCAGGCUUCUUUGGACCAUCGCUCUUUUGGAGUUCUCAAGCUUAGCCUAAUUAGAUAAUGCCCCCCUCUCUUCGUUAGCCAGAUGUCCGCUCAUUUCUUGUGUAUACUUUAAUUUAUUACAGAUAGAUUUGGGACAUUGAUUCUUUGAACUGCAACCCUAGUUUGAGAAUGAGGAACAGCCAAUUAAGAAUGUAUAUGUAUAUAUUUCUCUCACACUUUAUUGCUGAUAACGAGGAUUCUCCUGGCGUGCAUAGUGUACGAAGCAAUCCACUCUCAUGAGAGCCUUUUGUUGGGAUGGGGCUGCUGACCAGUUUGCAUUUACUCCAAAUCUGUCGCUAACAUUCUGGAUCGUGGGGAGUUAAAUCUCGUGAUCUGAAUGCGCUGGUUGUGAUUAUUUCAAAAUACCAAAGGUUUGGGGUGAUUGUUUUUUUAAGCAGGAAAUAAACACCUUUCAAAUUUA